This is a messenger RNA of Nematolebias whitei (Rio pearlfish), 1401 nucleotides long. Its product is annotated as core histone macro-H2A.1. Gene Ontology annotation, molecular function: structural constituent of chromatin; protein heterodimerization activity; DNA binding. NCBI's taxonomy places the organism in Eukaryota, Metazoa, Chordata, Actinopteri, Cyprinodontiformes, Rivulidae. The coding region runs from base 148 to 1257 and encodes 369 amino acids. The record is from RefSeq and is a predicted model, not a curated record. Gene Ontology annotation, cellular component: nucleosome. The transcript is spliced from 9 exons.
CUCCGCGGGCAUCGCCGGCUCGCGCGGAUCCUUCAGCUCGCUGUGGAUUGUGGGAGUCGGGGACACUGCCCAGGUUGUUACCGGGAGAACGGGGGGACAUUUCCGCUCUGCUGCUUUUAGCUUGACACUGGUUGCAGUUUCGGCAUCAUGUCCAGCCGAGGAGGUAAGAAGAAGUCAACGAAGACAUCCCGGUCCACCAAGGCCGGAGUCAUCUUUCCUGUGGGGCGCAUGCUGCGUUACAUCAAGAGGGGGUUACCCAAAUAUCGCAUAGGAGUGGGAGCGCCCGUCUACCUGGCUGCUGUCCUCGAAUACCUUACUGCGGAGAUCCUGGAGUUGGCAGGAAAUGCUGCAAGAGACAAUAAAAAGGGCCGUGUGACACCGCGACACAUCCUGCUGGCCAUUGCCAACGAUGAGGAGCUGAACCAGCUGCUCAAAGGUGUGACCAUCGCAGCGGGUGGAGUUUUGCCCAACAUCCAUCCCGAGUUGUUGGCCAAGAAGAGGGGAGCAAAGGGCAAACUGGAAACUCCCGUCUCGCCUGCUCCUGAGAAGAAACCCAAGACGGUGAAGAAAGCACCUGCUAAGAAAACGACUGGGAAAAAGACGGGAGGGAAGGCCAAGAGGCAGGGUGAGGUGAGCAAGGCAGCAUCCGCAGACAGCACCACAGAGGGCUCUCCAUCUGAUAGCUUCACUGUGCUCUCCACAAAGAGUCUCUUCCUGGGUCAGAAGCUCAACCUUAUCCACAGCGAGGUCAGUAACCUGGCUGGCUUUGACGUGGACGGGGUCAUCAACCCCACCAAUACUGAACUUGAACUUAAAGAUGAUCUAGGCUCUGCUCUGGAGAAAAAAGGAGGGAAGGAGUUCACUGAAGCUUUGCAGGAGCUGAAGAAGAAAAACGGCCCUCUGGAGGUGGCUGGUGCUGUUUUGACUGGUGGUUUUGGUCUGCCUGCCAAGUACGUGAUCCACUGCAACAGUCCAGGCUGGGGUUCUGAUAAGUGUGAGGAGAUGCUGGAGAAGACGGUGAAGAACUGUCUGGCCCUGGCGGACGAGAAGAAGCUCAAGUCUGUGGCCUUCCCCUCCAUCGGUAGUGGAAGGAACGGGUUCCCGAAGCAGACGGCCGCUCAGCUGAUCCUCAAGGCCAUCUCCAGCUACUUCGUGGCCACCAUGUCUUCCACCAUCAAGACCGUCUACUUCGUGCUGUUCGACAGCGAGAGCAUCGGGAUCUACGUGCAGGAAAUGGCCAAGCUGGAGACGAGUUAAAGGACGGGGCACCCCCCUCCCCCUCCUCCUCCUCGUUCCUCUUCCCUUUCUCCUGUUUUGUUUUUGCCUGCAAGAAGAGAGGAAGUUGUUUACUGGUAAUUUAUUACAAAUGAAGAAAAAUAAUUAUAAAGGCCUGGAACUGGA